Molecule: messenger RNA, 501 nt
Organism: Miscanthus lutarioriparius
Lineage: Eukaryota; Viridiplantae; Streptophyta; Magnoliopsida; Poales; Poaceae
Source: the annotation of a GenBank genome assembly
AUGAAAGUGGCGACGGGUCGAGGUGGCCGCAUCAGCGCGUCGCUGGCAAGGGGUGGCCGCAUCAGCGCGUCGCCGGCAAGGGGUGGCCGCAUGAGCGCGCCGACGGCCGCAGGUUGCCGCAGCUGCGCUUCGACGGACAGGGACGGCCGCAUCUCGACGCUGCUGGGCAAGGGCUGCCGCAUCUGGGUGCUGCCAUGCCCCACACGUCCCUGGAGGGAACCGGCAGCCUUGGCUGGCCCCAUCUUCAUCCCUUUGGCACCUGGAUGGAAGAAGAUGGGAGGCCACUUCGUUGGCAGGCUUCUGCAUUUGGACAAUGAAGCAGAUAGGAAAUCUAGAUUCCCAAAGAGAUGGUUCCCAUCAACAAAGAUGCAACGAAGAUUCAACAAGUUGCUAAAUGACAUCGGCACUGAUCUUGUCAAUCUGCUUCCAAGCCUAGAAACUGGAGGUUUCUCAACUGUCCCAAUUCUGGUGGAAUCUCCCCUUGUAGAUUGUUCUCAUUGA